CUGUGUGCAUUUCCCACUCAUGGAUUCUGUGUCUCUUCUCCUCUCUCCUUAUCCACUCUCCAACAAAAACCACCCCAAAACCCAGAAACUCAUCCCCUUCAAACUUUUCUCUCUUUUCUCAAACCAAAACUCACUACACUCUGCAAUUCCAUCUUCUGCAUCUUCUCCUCAACCCCAUUUAUUCUCCACAGAGAGAAUUUCAGUUUCUUCACUCCAAACACAUUCUCCCAACUCACUUCAAAAUCUUAUAACAAAAUCAUUCUUUUCAUAUGCUAUGAUUGAUCUCUUCACUCCAUUUCCAUGCUUUGCUGUUGAAGCUACAGUAUCCCCUUUGGUUGAGUCAGAUGCAUUCAAAAUCAACUUGGAAUCGGUUCUGAUUUCCAUUGAUAACUUUUUCAAUCGAUACCCAUUUUUCGUUGCUGGGUGUACCUUCAUUUGGCUGGUUGUUAUUCCUCUGACGCAAGAGUAUUUCAGGAAAUACAAGUUUGUGUCAGCCAUUGAUGCGUUCAGGAAGCUCCGAGAUGACCCGAAUUCACAGCUCUUGGACAUAAGGGACAGAAAGAACGUGAAGUUUCUGAGGCCGCCUAAUAUGAAAAUGUUUAAUAAGGCAGUGGUGAAGGUUGAGUUCACUGAAGGGAAUGAAGAUGAGUUUGUGAAGAAGGUGUUGGAGAGAUUCAAGGACGCGCCAAACACCGUUGUCUGCAUUUUGGACAGUUUUGACGGUAAUUCCCUGAAUGUUGCUGAAUUACUAUUCAAGAAUGGUUUCAAAGAGGCCUAUGCAAUCAAAGGUGGAGUUAGAGGCCAGCAAGGUUGGAUGGAUAUACAGGAUUCCCUUUUACCCCCUUCCGUGCAUAUAAGGAAAAGGAAAAAAGCUUCACAAGAACUCAAUACAAAUGGAAAUGGAACCAUCCAGCAAAACGAUAGUAAUGGUGAGAGUUCCCUAUCUCAAGAUAUCCCUCCUCUUGGAAACCAAACGACAGACAAUGGUCAUGCACAAAGGUCUGUAGAGUCCAUUUCAGAAAUGAAAGUUGGUUCAGUAGUGUCCUCUCCUUAUCCGAAUUACCCGGAUUUGAAGCCACCCUCUUCUCCAACUCCAUCAAAGCCUCAAUAGUGAUGUUGGUUACACCAUACUCAACCCAAAAAUGCAAUCUGGUGAAUGUGAAAUCGUUUAUUUUCUAAUUUUACAAUUAUUCCUUUUCUGCCUCAUGUUGAGUUUUAGAGGUAGUGUAAAGCUAAUCACAAAACUUUAGCAACAAAGAGAAGUGAAUUAGUUGAGCAAUCGACAGGCUAAGAUUGGCAAAACAAUGUGAAGAAAAAUGAAGGUAACUAUUAAAGCAUUCAAUGUUGGAUCUUCCUCGGCACAAAAAUAAAAGUAUGUGGCAUUCAUAAUACCUAUAUACCGAUAUAAAACACAGUUUAUGCGAAUGGUAUUAAUGUGAUAUAUUUGUUGCAUUU
Abrus precatorius (Indian licorice) is the source of this 1455-nucleotide messenger RNA. Its product is annotated as rhodanese-like domain-containing protein 4A, chloroplastic. The transcript has 4 exons. Lineage: Eukaryota; Viridiplantae; Streptophyta; Magnoliopsida; Fabales; Fabaceae. The coding region runs from base 20 to 1111 and encodes 363 amino acids. The record is from RefSeq and is a predicted model, not a curated record.